Molecule: messenger RNA, 4335 nt
Organism: Puntigrus tetrazona (Sumatra barb)
Lineage: Eukaryota; Metazoa; Chordata; Actinopteri; Cypriniformes; Cyprinidae
Gene: trim101
Product: tripartite motif containing 101
Exons: 10
Coding region: 2843-4123 (426 amino acids)
Molecular function (GO): zinc ion binding
Source: RefSeq, a predicted model, not a curated record
UAAAUUACUUUGUAAAAUGCAUUAAAAUAGAAACCAGUUAUUUUGAUUGUAACAAUAAUUAACUAAAUUAAUAUUUUUACUAAAUCAAGCCUUGGUGUGAAUAAAAAAAAAAAGGAAUAAAAACAACUUAUAUUCGAUUGGCUCAAACUAGCACAAACUUCACAAUCACAUCAUAAACAUUGUCCUGGGUUGUUUUCACAUUUCUUUAACAAACAGACCUGUGCCAUUUUUAUUAAGCAAAUAUCACACCAUAUAAGUUGUAAUCCUUCAGGUUCAAGAGCUGGAAAUGGUUUCAGUAGUUUGAUACCUUUUUUAUAUUUUUCUAAACCGUAAGGCAGAGUAGUGUAGUCACUGAGGACACGACUGAGGACACACACUGCUGUGUCAUGUUGUGUAUGUUUAUAUGAGCUGUCUCUCGUGUUAAUGGCAUUCGGUGGGCAUGUACUGUCAAAUAUAAUCAUGCAGUGCUUAGCUGUGCUCAAAUUCAGCCACAUGUGGUGUGUGUGGGGAACAGGAGUUCGGGGUCAGAUACAUACGAACACAUACCUUUGUGCCAGGUCAUUUAAUCUUGAUCCAUCUGUAUUAAUCCAUCUGUAUUCUCAAAGCUUUGCUAAUAUAAAGAGUGUUUGCGUUUCAGAAAGCAUAAGCCCAUCCUCAGACAGCUGGCUUCCAAUAUAAGCACAGGAGGAUUGUGGAUAAAGGGAUUCAUCUCCACAAAACAUACAGUAUGUUUUCCAUAUACUUCAGUGACAUUAGUGAUUUUCAUUCAUUAAGUGCAAGUUUCACUCUGUCCCAAAAUUGUUAAGUGAUACAUCCUUUUUAGUGAUACAAUUCUGAAAAUGUACUUUGACCAAUCUGGUUCUAGACUUUGAUGCGGACACAUUAUCACUUAUUGUGCUGUGCUGUUUUGUUUUGGCUGUAAUUGUACCCAUAAUUUGAUGUCGUUACCUAGUGCCAUGGUUUAAUCAGGUCAACAUAAUAGUAGUUAUUAAUAGUUACUAUUAUGCCAGGAAAUAUAAAUAACUCUGUGAUCUAUAUCCUUCAGAUCAAAAUUGAUGAUGCUCAGUCAUCUCAUACACACACUUCACAGAAGUGUACAUUUGUGGCUUUUCAGCCUGGAGCAUUCACAGAUAUUAAUAAGAGGUCAUGAAAAUUCUCUAUACAUUUUCUAGCUUUCCUCAGCCCUGAAAUAUUUUUUUCUUCAUGAGCUAAAAUCCUAAAAAAUAGCUGAAGGAAAGGUCAUUGGCCAAACAAUUUAGGAACCCUGACAACCUUUUAGAUUUUCUCUUUUCUUCAGAAAACAUGCAUAUUUUUAUUAUAUUUAUUUUUAUUUUUUGAUAGGAGUGAACCUAAACAUACAUAUAGGAAACCUUAAUUUCUGUGUGUGUGUGCUGUUUGAAAGUGAGAUGAAUCUUCAUUAUCAUCUACUGUAUGUUCUGUUAAUAUCUGUAAUGUCUUUAAGAUGGAUUAGCUGUAAUACAUUCAUUUACAUGCACAUGAAACAGGAUGCAUGGAAAACUUACGUAAUUUACCCCAAAUGUGUAUGUUUUAUUUGUUUAGAAUCACAUUGUGAAUGUCAUAGGUCUGUAGGUUUAUCUUGUAGUUUUUGUAUUUUAUUUAUGUCUAAAUCAUUAGGCAGAUUAUUAGUGAUCAUGUUUCUAAGCAUUUCUAAAAGUGAACUGUUCACAAUGUGUAACGCUUUUUAUUUGCAAAAUAUUAUUUCUCAACACACGCGCCACUGUGUCACAGAUACUAAUCCGUUUUUUCUUUGUUAACCCAGUUAUCCCUGUCCAUUUAUUUGUUGUAUUCAUUCAUUCAUUCAUUCAUGAUCAUAAACAAACAAAAAAAAAAACCGUUAUUCAAUUUCCUAUUGCUUUCAAUCUAAGAAUAAGGGAAUGAAAAGAACAUUGUGUGUGAAUACAACACCUAAACAGAAUCAUGUUAAAAAUAGGAAAUAGUAUAAACAUGGUGAUGAGAAACAAUAUUUUAUUUAUUAUUUUCCUAUGUUUUUAAUGAAUUACAUAGAUCAAUAUGUGUAAAUGAAUGACUAUUGUACAGAAUGGCUGAAUUAUUUUGCGUGUUCUGAAUAAAUCAGCCGAAAUUGUUGUAGCAUGAAUAUAAUGUGUCAGAGAGAUGUAACCUGGAUAAUUGGUUUGAAUUACAGCUGUAAAAUAAAUGUGAAGGAAGCUAAAGAAAACAUCUGUGUUGAUUAUUUGUGUAAAUAAUGACCUAAAAAAGGAAAAUUGCAAUGUUGCUUUUACAGGGAUAUAAAAUAAAGUUAGAAUAUUAAACCAAAAACAUUUAAGUAAAAGCAAGAGCGUAAUGAAGUUAAGUGUGUAAAAGUGUGUGUGUGUGUACACACAUACACAUACAUAUACACACACAUAUACAUAGUGAAAUAUUGCAAUUUUAUAAUGGAUGUUUUUGUCUUAAAGUCUCAAGCACACACAAACACCCUCUCGCUUUCCUUUAAUACUGUAGCUGUUCUGGCAUUAUUGACUUGUUAGCUGUUUCCAGACCGAAGACAUGAAUGAUUGGAGUAACUGGAGAAGAGGCAUCAUCUCCGUUUCCCAGCAUUCCUCUGGCUGCCCGAUAUGGGCACGACUGAUCAAGGGUAGGGGGUGUCCCAGUGAGCCAGCAAGAAACCAGACACCUUCCCCCUCUCGCACAUGCACACAUACAUAUGUUCAGCUGCAAACCAGCACAGGUCCCAUCGCGCUGUUCAAGCACAGGGGCCUCGAGAGAAUGGACAUGAAGACGGUGGCGUCUCGUCUACUUGGCUGUGGUUUCACUCUCCGAUCUUAAUUCCCAGCGAGUGUGAGGUCAGCAGGGACACGCAGCUAUGUCUCUUCCACUGGAUAUAAGCUCUUACCACAAAGACCCCUCGAUGGGGACGCUGGAGAAACAACUCAUCUGUCCCAUCUGUGAGGAGGUCUUCACGAAACCAGUGGUCAUUCUGCCCUGUCUGCACAACCUCUGCCGCAAGUGUGCCAAUGAACUGUACCAGCCUUCUCUCUUCCAGGUAGGAAUCGGAGGACGUUUUCGCUGCCCUUCCUGUCGCCGUGAGGUUGUCUUGGACCGUCAUGGAGUUUAUGGACUGCAGCGCAAUUUACUUGUGGAGAACAUUAUUGAUGUUUACAAACAGGAGUCUGAAAGCUCUAGGCCUCCACCGAAGCCUCCUGCACUGUUCAACUGUACAGAGCAUGAAGACGAGAAGCUUAAUAUUUAUUGCCUCACGUGUCAGGUGACCUCCUGCUCUCUCUGUAAGGUGUUUGGGGCCCACAAAAACUGCCAAGUGGUUCCCCUGCCUGAUGUUUACCAGCAACAGAAGGCUGAACUCGGUGACAGACUUGCCACUUUGGUUUCCACAAAUGAAUGCGUUCAGUCAUUUGUUAAUGAACUAGAGGCACUCCACAGGAACAUAGAGGAAAACAGCAGAAUCCAGAAACAGAUUCUGUGCGAGAAGUUUGAUCGCUUAUCUGCCGUUCUGGAGGAACGUCGCAAGAUCAUGACCCAACAAAUCACUUCAGAGCAGGAAGAAAAGACCGGCUGGACCCAGUCUUUACUGCAGACAUACAAUGAGCAUGUAGACACAAACUCAAAGCUGAUCCAGGCAGCCCAGAAUGCCAUAGAGGACCCAGAGAUGGCUUCUUUUGUGCAGACCUCACAAGAUCUUAUUGAGAAGGUUGGCAAAGCAUCUAGCUGCUUCACUCAGGAGACCCUGGAUCCUGACUAUGAGAAGAUGGAUCACUACAGGGUGGAUGUUGAUGCAGAGGAGAGAGUUCUGUACCAGCUGGAUUUCAUGGAGAUUGAAGAAGUGGAGGAAACACCAGAUGAACCAGAGUCGGAACCCGAGUCUGAACCUGAAGUGCUGCUGACCACAGAAUCUGACCCUGAACCAGACCAGGAUCUGAAAUCAGAGGGUUCUGAGGCGAUGAGUCCCACGCCGGAGACAAUAGAGGACACUUGUGGGCAAGAAGACAGUUGUAGAGACAUCAGAAAAGUGUCUGAGAAGAAUGGUUUAAGCACUUCACAGAUUGUCACACUAGUGUUUUAUUUCCUGGGCUUCAUGGUCAUCCUCCAGCGAAUAUGGGGAAACAUUCAGGGCCUUGUUUUUAUAUAGCAGAGGUGAAGAGACAUAAUCGCCAGACUGUCUCAGCCACGAGCUCGGCACCAGAAGAACUGAGCCCUCCAGUGGUCACCAGUGAGAUGAUUCUUCUCUGUUUCCUCCAAAAUAAAACCAGAAGAUCAAAGAAUGAUGACUUGUUACCGGUCAGAAUGGGUUCUCCUCCUUUUUUGUGUUUGUGCAAAUAAUUAAAACCUUGUAUACACUUA